Molecule: messenger RNA, 5255 nt
Organism: Lucilia sericata (common green bottle fly)
Lineage: Eukaryota; Metazoa; Arthropoda; Insecta; Diptera; Calliphoridae
Exons: 5
Molecular function (GO): protein binding
Source: RefSeq, a predicted model, not a curated record
UACAACCGUCAACAUCGACACGGGACACAUCAUAACAGAGCGCAUUUCCAUUUACUAGACUAGAAAAAUACAAUAAUAAAAAGAACAAAAACAAAUAACGUACAAUUUCAAAAAAAAAACAUACUCGCAUACAAACACACUACCAGAUAACGGUUACUUUAAAGUGAGUGAAUGUAUGUGUGAGAGAGUAUACCAAAAAAUAGCCAGUGCUUAAAUAUGUUAUAACAAUGCUGUUGCUAAUUUCGUAAAAAAAAUAAUUGUGGUUUUUUUUUUGAGAGCAAAACACAAAAGAAGCAAACACGCCGCAGUUAAAAGCCAAAAAAGGGCAGGUGCUUGAAAAUUGUGAUGAAGAACUAAUAAAAUAGAAAUACAAUUUUUAACACAGAAGAUGCUUAGGAAGGCUAUUACAACAAUGUUUACAACAUACUCUGUAACCUAAUGGACUUUUUAAAUGAAAUACGUGCAAUUAUUUCGAUAAAUAUAACGGAAAACGAUGUCAAAAAUAUAUAUUAAAAAAACAAUUAAAUAAAUGUCACUCUACUGAAGAAGACGGAGAAGGAGAUAAUUAUAAUAAAGGAAGUACAAGUGUAAAAAAGAAAAUUAAUGAUAAUUUAAAAUUAAGCAAAUGUUAAUGAAAUAAAAGCCAAGGGACGUCAUAAAGAGAAGAGACCAGAGCCAAACGUUUGUCAUCAAUUUGGCGUUGCUGUAGUUGACUGACUCAUGCUUAUUUUUAUGAUUUUGUGCUUUAUUUGGAGAAAUGAAAAAUUUGUUGAUGUUUAAUUGAAAAACCAAAUAAAUUUCUUUCGUUUUUGCUGUUACGUUUAGCUCUGUUUUACGUGGAAAUAUUUAAAUGAAAUUUCUCUUACAAACAACAACUAUUACUGCUGUUACAACAAAAGUAUAUUAAACAGUAAAACGGGAAGAAUUAGAGAAAGGAAAAAAAUUGUGGUGACAUGGUGUUAAAGAAAUAAUAAUAUUGAAUUCUACCAGCACAGCCAGAAGAAAACAAGAAACGUGACUUAAAUUUUGAUUUCGAAAGAAAAAAUAAAAGAAAAUUUGUCAACACAACCAACCAACCCUGCUGUAUGUCAACUAAUGAACAUCACGUUGAGUAAAUACAGCACCGCAGCGAAAAACUUAUAUUUUGGAAUUUUAUUCAUGCUUUUGGGCUGACAUUACUGUUACCUGGUAACCUAAAGAGCGAGAGAGAGCGACGAAACAUUAACAAAAUGUUAAAUUUAAAUUAAGUAUAAAAAUCGCAAAAAAAAAACGCUGUCAAAUUAUUACAAUCAACAGAAAAAUAUAUAAAAAAUCAAGCUUUUAAAGCCACAACAACAAAAACUACCACCAUCAGGAGUAACAUAAGAAUCUUAUUUACCCUCCCAAAUAAACAGCUUAUUUCCAUUUUUUGGGUCUGAGCUUCAUUUACCAAAACAUAAACAUGUCAUUUAAAUGCCAAAUUUUUCAAACAAGAUUGACAUUCAACAAUAAUGUCUUUGUAAAAAACUGUGAUGUUAGAUUAAUAAUAAUUUUAUGUGUUAUUAGCGCCAUAUUGCCAAUCAUAAGAUGUGCCAAAUUAGAGAAUCCCCAAAUUAGACUUCUCAUCAAUGAUGACGAUUUGCUGCAAGAGAAAACCAAUAUACAUGAGGCGGGUUCGGCAAGUGCCGCCAGCCAGCAUGACAACAGUGGAGAGCAUUUCAAUUUAUAUCGCAGUGAGUUAAAACGUCUAUCAUACGAGACGAUACAUCGUAUACUGAGAGAUGAAAAUGAGCCCAGCUAUCGGAGAGAGGAUACGGAAUUAAGAUAUUAUCAAAAACGUUCACCCAGUUAUGAGGAGAGCCAUCAGUUGAUUAAACGUUCUACCAAGGAGAAGGACAUAGUGCUCAAUUUAAGUCAACAAAACUUAACCGAGUUUCAGCUUACGCCUCAGUUACAGAAACGUUUGAAUUUGGUGUCUGUCUUAGAUUUGAGUCAUAACUAUAUAGCUAAACUUAAUACUUCAGUUUUCACUAACAUAACCUCCCUCAACACUCUCAAUUUGCAAAACAACUCUUUUACUGCGAUACCUCUCUCCCAGGGCACAACUUUGAGAACACUUAAUCUCAACAACAAUUUAAUCAAAACCUCUUUAUUACCCUCCAACAUCUAUCUGCGUAAUCUUUAUCUCUCCAGCAAUCUAAUAGAGAAUCUUUCCUCAAUAGAUUUUUCUUUGCUAAAGAAUCUGGAAUCUCUAGACAUUUCUCACAAUCUUUUACAAAAUUCAGAGUCUUCCUUUUUCAAUCAGCGCAUGCAUAAUCUGAAACAUUUAAAUUUGGCCUUUAACCAAUUGGGCUCCAUAUAUCGUGAAACAUUUUACAACCUGUUAAGCCUAAACACUUUGCUGCUGUCACACAACAAUAUCAGUGAUAUAGAUUACGAAACAUUUUUGGCUUUGCCAAAUCUACAAUAUUUGGAUUUAUCUUUUAAUGGUUUAAAGGGAAAAUCCAUUAGAGCUUUGCAGGGUAUAACGGGAUUGGUAGCUUUGAAUAUAGCAUUCAAUCCGGAGAUAGGAGCUUAUAUGCAAGAAUUUGUUGCCUCGUGGAGUUUGAAAGAAUUGGAUGCUAGUGGUACUGGUUUAUGUCAAAUACCCGCUGCUUUGGCUCAAUCGGUGAGAUCACUGAAGUUGACACAUAAUUGGUUGAAGGUCAUCAACUGUGGCGAUUUAGACAGUUAUCCCUUAUUACAAUACUUGGAUUUAUCAUUUAGCCACAUAGAGCAUAUUGAAGAUGAUGCCUUGGGCCGCUUGGAAAUUUUAGAGAUUCUCAUGUUAGAUCACAAUAAAUUAAGCAAAGUACCCAUUAGUCUACCCAUUUCACUGGAGCAUUUAUUUUUACAAAAUAAUGAUAUAAUGGAAAUACCUCAACAGGCUUUUCAGGGUCUUAAUAACUUAAAAACAUUAGAUUUGUCACACAAUAAACUGCUGUAUUUGCCUGAUAUUAUGCUGCCAAAAUUACAGACACUAAAUCUACAAUCCUCGGAAAUAAGAGGUAUAAGUCAGGGUAUUAUACACUCUUUGCCAAAGUUAAAUGAUCUAAUGCUGGAGGAUAAUCCCAUUAAAUGUGCUGAUCUCUUGGGUAUAGCCGAAUGGGCCAGCACCUGUCGUUUAAGGGUGGAAAAGGAGCAGGAAGGUGAGGAUGAGCAGGAUGAACAAGAAAAUUUUGUAAUUAAAAUACAAGAUUUAAAGAAUAAAUUUGAAAAAAUGCAUAACUUUUACGAACAAUUUGGUUUAAAUACUUCUACGCUGAAUAACAGAUUAUUGAAUGACUUAAAACCUCCCGCUUGUGUACAAGAGAAUUCUGUGCAAAACAUAGUUAAGAACCAAAAUCUAGAGAUUGGAGAUAAAAAGAAAUUCAAGUCAACAUCUCUUGCCUUAAAUAAACCAUUGGAGGAAACAAACUUUAAUCAAAAUUCUAUGAAUUCCAGUCCGUUAUUAUCAACAACAACAGCAGCUACUGUCGAAAAAACUUCAAGACAACACAAUAAUAAUCAAACAGAUACAGAAAGAAGACGCAAGGCAGUUGAAAGCGUAGAAGAGCUGCAACAAAAACUUGAAGAUGAAACUGCAGUAAAAACAAUUACCAUAGAAAAUCCCAUACAAACUUUGCCAGCAACAAUGCAGUCAAGCAUUUUAAAUGAAAAACAAACCCCUAAUACAACCACAAAAAGUUUUAACUCGAAUGCAACCACUACAACAACUGUUGUUGCAUCAACUUCAGUCAUCGCUACCAUUUCCAACAAACUAAAGACUGCAGGAAAUGAGGGGCCAGAGGAAGAAGACAUUGUUGUUAAACCUACAUUUACAAACGAAAUGAAAACAUUUGAUCACUUGACUGCAAAUGCAGAUGCUGUUGCCACAACAACGUCGGCAGCAGUCAUACAACAACAUGAAAUUGCAUCAAUAGGAAAUACUCCAACAGUAAGUUCUUCAAAUAUGACAGAAGUAGUUAAAGCUGUGCUAAAACAUACUAAAGAAGCAGAACAACAACUUGAAGAUGUGCAACAUAGAACAACUUUUCGAACAAAAAAAUCGAAAAAGUGGCUGAAACAAACAACCCCACUAAAAGGUGGGGAUGACAUAGAAAUGCCACAAAACAUGGAAAUUUUGUUAAAGCAGGACAAAACUAAAGAUAUAAAUGCAGCACAAUUUAUAAAAUCGACAACAUUUGCUACGCCAAUAAAUUCUGAAACACAAGCAACCACAAUAGUCCCCCCAACACCAACAUCGGCGGCACUAACAACCACAACAAUGGAUGCGCAGAGAUGGGCUGGUGAAGGGGUGCCACAAGAAAAAGAUGUAGAUGUUUUAGAUUUUGAAAGUACAACAAGCAAAUUGGAGAUAAAUCUUGAACGUAACGAAAAACAACAGCAUGAAAUUAAAACAAAAAAUGCCACUACAAAAGAGAUUAAAUCUUCAGCAACAAUAAACCCCAAAAGUAUGCAAACAAAACUAACUGACACAGUAGUUACAACAACGGCAACAACUAUAAAAGCUCUACUUGAGUCCGCAACAACAAACAAAAGAAUAUCUGAAAAAGCAUUAAUUUUUUCCCCGGAACUAACAGCCAAUUUAGAAAAACCCAAUAAAGAGUUGAAUGGAUUUACACAAACCACCCACAGCAUCACCACAACAACUAACUCGCAUCUCUCGACUACACAAACAAUGACAAAAAAUUUUCCUAACAAUAAAACUACUACAACAGCAACAAAAUCAACAACCGACAAACCAUUAAAAGAAGAGAAACAUGCAGUAGAAACAACUACAAGUACUACUGCAGCAAUAUUAAAAACAUUCAAGACAAUUGAGCCAAAAACAACAGCAACAACUAUCCCUACUACUCUGGUUAAAGAUAAAGAUUUAGCAUCAAAUUACAAUGACAAAAAUAGACAAAUAUCUAAAACUAUAAAUAAAAACAACAAGAUUUUAAUAGAAACUACAACAAAUAGUAACAUUACCAGCAGCACCAUCAUCACCAGCAGUACAACUACAAGUGGAAAUAAUAAAAACAAUCAAAUUGCAAAGACAUUUGAUAUUACAACUACUAACUCAACUGCAUCAGCAGCAACUACUAUGGCCAUCAACAACAUUGUCGACCACCAGCAGCAGCAACAACAGCAACAGCACAAUCCAGCUCAUAUCUCAGAUAUUGUAAUGCCACAUUAUCAUCAGUCUUUAGAAAAGGAUGUCAAUGUUAAAUGUAUGCAAUCAAAUUCCAAUG